GGAAUGUCCACAUCUAAUAACUCCCACUUUCAUUCUCCCACCUGCAUCUUGCUUGGUGUGCCGGGACUGGAGCCUCUCCAUCCCUGGCUCUCCAUCCCUGUCUGUGCUGGGUAUGUUAUUGCUCUUCUGGGGAACGUCACCAUCCUCUUUGUUGUGAAGAUGGAAGCCAGCCUCCACCAGCCCAUGUUCUACUUCCUCUGCCUGCUCUCCUUCAUAGACCUGGGUCUCUCCACCUCCACCCUGCCCAAGAUGCUGGCCAUUUUCUGGUUUGGCCUGGGGGAGACCACUUUUGGUGCCUGCCUGGCCCAGAUGUUCUUCAUCCACACUUUCACAGGGAUGGAAUCUGUGGUGCUCUUGGCCAUGGCCUUUGACAGGUACGUGGCCAUCUGUGACCCUCUGAGAUAUGCCACCAUCCUGACCAAGGAGCAGGUGACCUGGAUAUGUGUUGUUGUGGUGUUGCCACCAACAAUUCUUGUAAUUCCCAUGGCUUUGUUGACUCUCCGCUUGCCCUUCUGCAAUGCCCAUAUCAUCAUCGCACAUACAUACUGUGAGCACAUGGGCAUUGCCCAGCUGGCCUGUGCAGAUAUCCGGGUGAACAGCGCCUAUGGCUUAUUUACUAUUGCCUUUCUUAUGCUGAGUUUAGCCUUUGUUUUUGGGUCCUAUGUGCUAAUCCUAAAGGCGGUUUUCCAUCUCCCUUCUAGGGAGGCCCGGCUCAAGUCCUUGAGCACCUGUGGCUCCCACGUUGCUGUAAUUUUUGUCUUCUACACACCAGCCUUCUUCUCCUUCCUCACCCACCGCUUUGGACAUAACAUUCCCCACUUUGCCCACAUCCUCAUUGCCAACCUCUAUAUCAUUCUGCCUCCAAUGCUCAACCCAGUCAUUUACGGAGUGAGGACCAGGGAGAUCCGGAAAAGAAUUCUGCAUUUGUUCAGCCCUGGAAGGGGAGCUUUGACCAACAUUUCCUGA
This is a messenger RNA of Python bivittatus (Burmese python), 966 nucleotides long. Its product is annotated as olfactory receptor 52E4-like. Gene Ontology annotation, cellular component: plasma membrane. Gene Ontology annotation, molecular function: G protein-coupled receptor activity; olfactory receptor activity. NCBI's taxonomy places the organism in Eukaryota, Metazoa, Chordata, Lepidosauria, Squamata, Pythonidae. The record is from RefSeq and is a predicted model, not a curated record. Gene Ontology annotation, biological process: G protein-coupled receptor signaling pathway.